Oncorhynchus nerka (sockeye salmon) is the source of this 1303-nucleotide messenger RNA. RefSeq names its product mediator of RNA polymerase II transcription subunit 7-like. Gene Ontology annotation, biological process: regulation of transcription by RNA polymerase II. Gene Ontology annotation, molecular function: transcription coregulator activity. NCBI's taxonomy places the organism in Eukaryota, Metazoa, Chordata, Actinopteri, Salmoniformes, Salmonidae. The coding region runs from base 117 to 866 and encodes 249 amino acids. The transcript has 2 exons. The record is from RefSeq and is a predicted model, not a curated record. Gene Ontology annotation, cellular component: mediator complex.
CGAGAAGCGAAGUCGGGCAAACACAUUUCUUGUGAAAAGCAAUAACGUUAGUUGUGGUGGCGAAUUCAGUCUAUAUUAAACGCAGUAAUUGAUGACGCGAUAGAAAGGCCUCCACCAUGGGUGAACCACAGCAGGUGAGUGCCCUACCUCCCCCUCCCAUGCAGUACAUCAAGGAGUACACUGACGAGAACAUCCGCAAGGGGCUCGCCCCCAAACCCCCUCCUCCCAUUCGAGACACCUACAUGAUGUUCGGCAACCAGUUCCAGUGCGACGACCUGAUCAUCCGACCGCUGGAGAGCCAGGGCAUCGAGCGGCUCCACCCCAUGCAGUUCCACCACAAACGGGAGCUCAAGAAGCUCAACAUGUCCAUCCUGGUGAAUUUCCUGGAUCUCCUGGACAUCCUGAUCAAGAGCCCUGGCAGUAUAAAGAGAGAGGAGAAGCUGGAGGACCUGAAGCUAUUGUUUGUCCACAUGCACCAUCUGAUCAAUGAGUACCGUCCGCACCAGGCCAGAGAGACCUUGAGGGUGAUGAUGGAAGUGCAGAAGAGACAGCGCCUGGAGACUGCAGAGAGGUUCCAGAAACAUCUGGAGAGGGUCAUGGAGAUGAUCCAGGGAUGCCUGGCCUCCCUGCCCGAUGACCUGCUGCAGACUGAGGCCUCGAGUGGGGUAGGGGAUGGGGCGAGGGGUGGUGGAGCGUUGGGGUUGGCCGUCAGGCUAAAGACUGAGCCCAUGGAAGUGGAGGAGGCUGGGGCUAGCUGUAUGGCUGUUGGACCACAACAGGACAAAAGCAUGGGUGGUGCUGCUAAGAAGGACAGAGUAUGGGACAAGGAUGCAGCAAUGUGUAGUAUUAUCGACGAGAUUGCCUGAGUUUUGUAUUUAGGGCUGGGGUCUCUAUAGAAGGCUGCAAUGAUGAAGAACGUUCAGAUAGAAAUGUGUUCUGUAAAACAGAUUGUCUGUUAUUCGAGUCCUCUUCAUUAUAUUUCUAUAAUGUUCAGAAUCAAAAUGAUUCACCUUGCUGAAUAUAGGUUUCUCUUGUUUUGGUUUGUUUGUUUUAUUGCUGUUAUUGGUCUGUUUAAUUGUGUCGUAUGCUUAAUCUAGUUCUGAUCACAUACGCUGUGCAGUUUUAUAGUAUUUUUCAUGGACUAUGAAAUGUCAUGGACAAUGAGAACACACCUUCCUUGUUCAGAAUUGUUUUGGGCUAUCAUUAACUUUUGGAUGCUCUUUAAAAUUCAUAAUUUGAUAAGUUAAUAAAGCAACUUCCAAGUCCUGUAACAUAAUUGAUUAAUUAAAUUUUAUAUGAUUCA